AUGAGCAGCGAGCAACCAGCAGAGUUGAAAUUGUGGGGUGGUCGUUUCACUGGCGGCACCGAUCCUUUGAUGGAGCUGUACAACGCUUCUUUGCCCUAUGAUAAGAAGAUGUAUGUUGCCGAUUUGGAGGGCACUCGUGUUUAUACUUCGGCUCUUCACAAGGUGGGCCUUCUUAACGAUCACGAAUUGUCUGAGAUCCACCGAGGAUUGAAGCUCGUAGAGGCUGAAUGGGCUGAGGGAAAGUUUGUUGAGAAGCCUGGUGAUGAGGAUAUCCAUACUGCAAAUGAGAGAAGAUUGGGCGAGCUCAUUGGCCGUGAUAUUUCUGGUAAGGUUCACACUGGUCGUUCUCGUAAUGACCAGGUCGCUACUGAUAUGAGAUUGUAUGUUCGUGAAGAACUUGCCAAGAUCCGUGCUAUUUUGGUGGGUCUUAUCAAGGUGUUUGUUUCUCGUGCUGAGAAGGAGAUGGACAUUCUCAUGCCUGGUUACACUCAUUUGCAAAGAGCUCAACCCAUUCGUUGGUCGCACUGGUUGAGUUCUCAUGCCACAUAUUUGGCCAAUGAUUUAGAACGUCUUGACCAGGUCAUCAAACGGGUCAACAGAUCGCCUCUUGGAGCCGGUGCUUUGGCUGGUCACCCUUACGGAGUUGACCGUGAGUACAUUGCCGACAACCUGGGUUUCGAGUCUGUUAUUGGAAACUCUUUGACUGCUGUUGCUGAUAGAGAUUUCGUUGUCGAGACCUUGUUCUGGGGUUCUUUGGUGUUGAACCAUUUGUCGAAGUUCUCUGAGGAUCUGAUCAUUUACUCGACUGCUGAGUUUGGUUUUAUCAAGCUUGCCGACGCUUACUCUACUGGAUCCAGUUUGAUGCCUCAAAAGAAGAACCCCGACAGUUUGGAGCUUCUUCGUGGUAAGAGUGGUCGUGUGUUUGGUCAAUUGGCUGGAUUCAUGAUGUCACUCAAGGCUACCCCCUCAACCUAUAACAAGGACUUGCAAGAAGACAAGGAGCCCUUGUUCGACUGUCUGACCACUGUCAGCCACUCACUCUCCAUUGCUACCGGCGUCAUCUCCACUUUAUCUGUUGACGCUGCUAAAAUGAGAGCUGCUCUGACCAUGGACAUGCUCGCCACCGACUUGGCUGACUACCUUGUCCGCAAGGGCGUCCCCUUCAGAGAGACCCACCACAUUUCUGGCGAGGCUGUUGCCACUUCCGAAAAGCUCGGACUUUCAGGCAUCGACCAACUCACUCUCGAGCAGUACAAGCAAAUCGACGCUCGUUUCGAUGCCGACGUCGUCAAUGUCUUCAACUUCGAGACCUCUGUCGAGCGUCGUACUGCCACCGGUGGUACUGCCAAGUCCGCAGUUCUCGCUCAACUCAAGAACAUCGCAUCUUCUCUUAACUAA
Messenger RNA from Sugiyamaella lignohabitans, 1398 nucleotides. RefSeq names its product argininosuccinate lyase ARG4 (gene ARG4). Lineage: Eukaryota; Fungi; Ascomycota; Dipodascomycetes; Dipodascales; Trichomonascaceae. Gene Ontology annotation, molecular function: argininosuccinate lyase activity. Gene Ontology annotation, cellular component: cytosol. The record is from RefSeq and is a predicted model, not a curated record. The transcript has a single exon. Bases 1 to 1398 code for a protein of 465 amino acids.